Metarhizium brunneum ARSEF 3297 is the source of this 2082-nucleotide messenger RNA. RefSeq names its product F-box/WD repeat-containing protein 1A (gene Btrc). Lineage: Eukaryota; Fungi; Ascomycota; Sordariomycetes; Hypocreales; Clavicipitaceae. Gene Ontology annotation, molecular function: protein binding. The record is from RefSeq and is a predicted model, not a curated record.
AUGGCCAGAAAGUCGAUUCCAGUCAUGGAAUGGGCCCAGGCCCACCACAGUGUUGUGUUUGAUGACGAUUACGAGCCUCGACAUAUUGCGCCUGCCCGCCGUGGAGGACCUGAGCAGCGAUUUAGAAGUCUAAGCAUGUCACUGUCAUGGAAGCGGCCCAAGCAUUCGCUUUUCGGCCAUGAUGACAUGCGCGACCCAACGCACCAUGGGAAUGACGCUGCUAUUGACGACUCGCAUGAUGGACCUGAACAUCCUCAAGGGCCGACCCAUGUUAAGCAAAGACGGGCUUCGGGAAGCCUCAAGGGCAUCAUUCGCCGUGCAUCCAUGUCCUUGAAAGGGAUCAUGCAUCGUCGGCCGUCUGUUGCCGCAGCGGAUGUGAUCUACGAACAAGGCGCUUCAAAUGAACGACCCACGACAUCACACGGUCCUUGGAACCGCCUGGGACAAGCGGCAAACUUCCACCGUUCUCCUUCUUUCUACGACUUGGACCUGUACCGUGAUCCCAACAAGCACGUCCCCAUCCCUGGACUAGGAGAUGAGCCGCCCGUCAUCCCUCAUCACACGGGAGCGGCAGCCAAGGCCUCGGCGGCUAUGCAAAAUGAGUAUUUUGCCCGACAACGAGGGCUAAACCCUCCCUCUAGCGACGAUGGAAAUGACCGCGAGAGUGGCAUAGGCAUUGCGGUAACCAGGCUAUCCGUAGACCUCGACAGCGUCGAACAGGAAAGCGUUUUAGAACAGGAUUCUCGCAUCAGCCGCAUUGAUUUCGUUUCCGAGUUACCCGCAGAGCUGGCUAUUCACAUCUUAGCCUGCUUGGAUGCAUCGGCCUUGGCCAAGGCGAGUGCCGUGUCUCGUCAGUGGCACCACACUGUUUCGAACCAGCACAUCUGGCGCGAGUCUUGCCUCAGAGAAACAACGGGUACUUAUGCUACCAGUCGUCCUGUGCAACCGGGUGCUGGCAUGGGCGUGCCCAAGAUUCACCCACAGAAUGACUGGAAGCAGAUUUACAAGGUCAAGCUGGAACUGAGCCAGCGGUGGAAGGAGGGCAAGGCCCGUCCAGUCUACUUGCAUGGGCAUACUGAUAGUAUCUAUUGCCUGCAAUUUGAUGAAUUCAAAAUUGUGUCGGGCUCUCGGGACAAGACCAUCCGGGUCUGGGACAUGCACACGAUGGAGUGCAAGCUGGUUAUUGGACCCCCAGAGGUCGUUGACGGCCCGCAUUUGCUGGUGGACGAAGAAGGCAACCCAAGCCACUACGCGGCAGGAUCCGACAAUGAGCAGACCGCCUUGUCACUGCCAAACACUGUGUCUUUCCCCGAGCACCACAAGGCUUCGAUUUUGUGUUUGCAGUAUGACGAUGAGAUCUUGGUGACUGGCUCAUCCGACUCUACGUGCAUCGUAUACGAUGUCAAGGCUGGGUACCGACCAAUUCGACGACUUCGACAUCACACGGCGGCUGUUUUGGACCUGGCUUUUGACAAGAAGCACAUUGUGACGUGCAGCAAGGACAUUAGCAUCUGUGUAUGGGACAGGGAAACUGGUGCUUUACUUCGACAGCUCCGCGGCCACACCGGCCCCGUCAACGCCGUGCAAAUGCGCGGCAACACGAUUGUAUCUUGCUCUGGAGACUUCCGUGUGAAGCUGUGGAACAUUGAUACCGGCAAGAACAUUCGCGAAUUCGUCGGCCACACCAAGGGCCUGGCCUGCUCGCAAUUUUCCGAGGACGGCAGAUUUGUGGCAUCCGCCGGAAACGACAAGGUGAUUCGCAUUUGGGAUGCCAACACGGGCGAGUGUGUUCGUGAGAUGAAGGCGCACGAGAACCUAGUGCGCAGCCUGCACAUAGACAGCGUGAGCGGCCGACUUGUCAGCGGCAGCUACGACACCGACAUCAAAGUGUGGGACAUGGAAACGGGCAACCAGCUGCUCGACUUCCCCCGCUGGCACUCUAGCUGGGUACUCAGCGCGAAGAGCGACUACCGCCGAAUCGUCAGCACUGGCCAGGAUCCCAAGAUUCUCAUCAUGGACUUUGGUGCCGGAGUGGAUGGCAUUGGGCAGCUGGAAACCAGUGCGGCACAAGCCACCGACUAA